AAGUCAGGGGAAUUUGCCUAAUAUAAUUGCACGGUAACAUCUGAAGAAAAUUUACGAGAAACGAUGACGAAAUAAUACGCUGCGUUUUAAAGACUUUUUCUGCGCCUGUUCAAGCAUCGAUUUAAAAUAAUUAAAGAAAAAAAAAAUGUAAUAAGAAAAGGCCCGCUGCCAAAGAUAUCAUAUUUGUCUGUACACAAAACGUUUCGCUUUGAACCAAAUCAAUAGCGUAAGUGACAAAGCUUGGAUACAGUAGCGAGACUAAUUUAAUUGGAUCUGGUUUUAAGUUCAAUUGAGAGAUUUUGAGGUUUUUAGGGAUUUAGGAGUAAGAAUGGAGGAUAGUAAUAACAAUAAUAAGAAGAAGAGAAACAACAAGAAGAAGAAUAAAAACAAGCAGAGCAAAACGACAGAAGAUGAUGCCGUUUUUGUUGGCGGCGUGGAUCAUCAGAAUGGUGCGAGUAGUAAUGGAAAUAACCAAGUUACUGACCUCGCCGAGAUUCAAAAUGGUGAUGUGCAAAAUGCUGCUAAUGUGGAUGGUUUUGAUAGGCAUCAGAAUACUGGAACUGAAAUUUCCAUUUCAGUGGAAGCUGAGAAACAACAGUGGUUUCAAAGAGAGGCAAUAUUUGAAGAGACAAUAAAACGAUUACAGAAUGAAAAUGAUUUACACAUACAGAAAGAGGCAAUCUUAAGAAAGAGCAUCAAAGAAUUACAGGAGGAAAAUGAUAUUCAGAGACGAAAACAGGUUAUGUUAGAAGAAACAGUCAAGGAACUACAAAAUGCAAAUGAUUCAGCUUUACAGAAAGAGGCCACAUUAGAAGAGACAAUCAAGGAAUUAAGAAAUACAAAUGAUUCAGCUUUACAGAAAGAGGUUAAAUUAGAAAAGACAAUCAAGGAAUUAAGAAGUGCAAAAGAUUCUGCUUUACAGAAAGAGGCUAAUUUGAAAGAAGAUAUCCAAAAGUUGAAAUAUGAAAAGGAUUUAGAGCUACAAAAAGAGGCUGGUCUAAAGAAGAAAAUUGCACAAUUACAGAGUGAAAAUGAGCUGUUUCUUCAAACAAAGGCUGGCUUGGAGGAGAAACUUCAGCUCUCAUUGAAUGAGAAUGCUUCUUUGGGUUUAAAAGAGGCAAGCUUGGAGGAGAAAAUCAAACAACUAGAAAGCGAAAAAGAUUCUUGGACUCUAGCAGAGAAUACAACCAAAGAAACAAUUGCUAGAAUGAAUGUUGAUGUCACAAGGCUACGGAUGCAGGUGGUGGAGUUGGAAGAAUCCAGGAAUAGCCUCUUAAAAGAAAAUCAGCAACUGAUGGAAAACAUAUCUGAUCUACAGUUACAGGUUCAGAACCUUGAGACAAACAUUUCCUCUGCUAGCACAUCCUGUGAACAGAAAAAGCAUGCUCUCGAAGGCGAGGACUUGGAGUCCCAGAUUGAAGCAGCUUGUGCACUGGUUGACAAAUUGAUCACAGAAAAUGCAGAGCUUGUUGAGAAAGUUAACGAGUUGUAUAUUAAGCUUGAUCAACAAAGUACAACCGCUACAGCUUCUUCAGGAAAUGCUGAAAUUACCUAUAUAGCUGAUUCCAUACCUCAAUCUGAUGAAAACAUGUCCGUAGUUGUUCAUAAGUUGGAGUCCUUGGAAGUUGAACAUGCGGCUGCACUUCCAUAUGCUGCAGAAGCUGACUCUGGAGAAAUCGUGCAAAUUCCUUUGGAUGAUAAUGAGCUCCGGGACUUGGAACUGCAAGCUGUUGAGAGUGAUAAGACGGAAGCUGUGCCGAUUUCAGACGCUCCUUUGAUUGGAGCUCCUUUCCGGUUAAUAUCGUUUGUAGCUAAAUAUGUCAGUGGUGCUGAUUUGGUUGACAAAGACACAUUAAGUUCAAGGUCUUAGCUCAGCAAGGGCACAGCUAUUUUUGUUUUCAAUUAUUAUUUUCCAGCAAUCAAAUUACUUCCCUUGUAGAGAUUAAAGGUGUCUAUUUGGGCCAUUACAUUGUUUUUCUUAUACAGAAUAUUUAAGUGACUUGAGGAAAAACCAGCAGAGGUUCUGUAUUAAUUGAUAUUAGGGACCAUGACAGUGCGGUUUAAUGAUACAUGCUAUAUUCUGCAGUUGCAGUUGAAACAA
Ricinus communis (castor bean) is the source of this 2101-nucleotide messenger RNA. Its product is annotated as COP1-interactive protein 1. The coding region runs from base 329 to 1870 and encodes 513 amino acids. The record is from RefSeq and is a predicted model, not a curated record. Lineage: Eukaryota; Viridiplantae; Streptophyta; Magnoliopsida; Malpighiales; Euphorbiaceae. The transcript has 16 exons.